AUGACGUCUAUGAGGUUCGAAGGCGAUUUGCAAGAUUUAAGCGAUAAACAAAGUCAAUACAUACGAGAUAGUCUAAAUAAGCGAGGUUAUAAAAAUAAUAAAGUAGUGUUUGCACCAGUUGGACAACUGGGAGAUAAUUUUGCAGCUAAUGUCAAGAGAAUAACAGUGGAAGUUGAAAAUGGUGAUAAUUUUCAAAUGGUUGCAAAGAUAGCGCCGAAAACUUUUGCUGUAAUUAAAUAUACAGAAGUUAUGUUCAAUAAUGAAACAGUUAUGUAUGGAGAAGUUUUGCCAACAUUUGAGAAACUACAAGAGGCCGCUAAUGUGCCGGAAGACGACAAACUAAGAUACGCUCAAUGUUACGGAUGCUACACAGAAAAACAACAUCAAGUUAUUUUACUUCAAGAUUUAAAGCCGCUUGACUAUACAAUGUUAGAUAAAUAUCAAUCACUACCAAACAAAGCUGUGAGAUUGAUCCUCAAAAAUUUUGCCAUAUAUCAUUCUUUGUCUUACGCAUUGAAAAAAUCUAACCCUGAUGUGUACGACUAUUACAAAAAUAAACUUUUAGAUCUAUGGAGUACAACAACAGAAGUACCUGAACAUGAUGCAGUCAUAAAGCAGUUAGAAGAUAAUUUAUUAGCAGUUUUUGAAAAUGCUGAAAACAAAUAUAAGGACGCCCUACAAGGAGCACUAAAAAAGAUUUCUGUAAUAGGCAAACAACUUAAUGCAAUUGAUGCUAAUAGUAAAUACUCUGUAAUCCAGCAAGGUGACGCUUGGACCAACAACAUAAUGUUUAAAUUAGAGGAUAAUGAAAUAAAGGACUGCAUCAUGAUUGAUUACCAAAUAUCUAAAGUAGCUAAUCCAGUCUGCGAUAUUCUUUACAUGAUUUUCAAUUGCACAGAUUACGUAACCAGAUCCAAGCAUUUCUACGAGUGGAUCGAUUAUUAUCAUGAUCAACUUGACAAGGCUUUAAGCAAUUACGGGAUGCAAGCCAACUUAAUAUAUCCUAGAGACCAGUUAGAUGCUGAUUUGAAAAGAUAUGCUGAGAUGUUUUUCGGUACAGCACUUAUUGUUAUUGGAAUGAUAUUUAGAAAAUCCGAAGAGGCUGCUUUAAUCAAGGAUGCUUAUAAAGAUAGCGAUCUCAUUAAAGUAGGAAAAAAAACGAGUAUUACAUUAUUAAGUUCAGAUACUCUGAGUUUUAUUAAAACUAGAGUUCAAGGUUUAAUUGAUAGUUGCAUAGAAUUUGGUUUCAUAUAA
Diatraea saccharalis (sugarcane borer) is the source of this 1254-nucleotide messenger RNA. Lineage: Eukaryota; Metazoa; Arthropoda; Insecta; Lepidoptera; Crambidae. The record is from the annotation of a GenBank genome assembly.